Messenger RNA from Perognathus longimembris pacificus (Pacific pocket mouse), 1245 nucleotides. RefSeq names its product G protein signaling modulator 3 (gene Gpsm3). The transcript has 4 exons. The coding region runs from base 480 to 977 and encodes 165 amino acids. Lineage: Eukaryota; Metazoa; Chordata; Mammalia; Rodentia; Heteromyidae. Gene Ontology annotation, biological process: regulation of inflammatory response. The record is from RefSeq and is a predicted model, not a curated record. Gene Ontology annotation, molecular function: GTPase regulator activity; protein binding.
UGGUCUAUGUUAGGUGAGGAAGGGACCUGGUUUGGAGGAGGGAGGAUCCUAAAGAGUGAAACCACUUCCUGUGUAGCUAGUUCCUGUGUUGACAAAAAGAGUUGAAGGGGAGGCAGGGAUGGAGGGAACAUAUGCUGAAGUUGGAGGGCUAGUGAAGCUCUGGAAAUGAGAAGGCUAGAGUAGGACCCACCUCUACUCCUGCAGCUGGGAGAGUAUUUUUUCCCAGUCUGUUCCCCUGGGGCAGAGAGGUCAAACAAGCUGUUUGGGUGGGAAAAGAGAAUGGAGGAAGUUGACAGAGAUAGGCGGGGCUGGUGGGGGGGGGCUGACCAGGAACCCAGCUUCCUGCUCAGUACCCACGCAUCCAACCCCCAGCUCACCCCCAUCCCUUCCAGCCCCCACUCCCCUCAGGAACCCAAGGUUCCAACCUUCCUCCCAAAUCCUAGCCAUCCCUUCCCCCAUCGGCUUCUCCCCACUAGGGGAUGGAGGCAGAGAGACCCCAGGAAGAACCCCAGGAAGAAGAGGCUGCUGAACAGGGACCCCCGCAGGAUGAGCAGAGGGGCUGGACCACUCUGAAUUCUACCACUCGGCCUUGGCGAUCUGCUCCUCCAUCCCCUCCUCUCCGAGGGAGCCGCCUUACAGCCCUGGGCCCCCGCUCGGCCUCCCUGCUCUCUCUGCAGACCGAGCUUCUUCUGGACCUGGUGGCUGAGGCCCAGUCCCGCCGCUUCGAGGAGCAGAGGGCCAACUUCCACACUCCCCAGAGCCCCCCAAGCCUAGCUCCAGCCCCACCCCGGCCCCUUGAGGACAAAGAACAGCUCUAUAGCACCAUCCUCAGUCACCAGUGCCAGCGGAUGGAAGCCCAGCGAUCAGAGCCCCCCCUACCCCCAGGGGGACAGGAACUCCUGGAGUUACUGCUGAGAGUUCAGGGUGGAGGUCGAAUGGAGGAACAAAGAUCCAGACCCCCCACACACACCUGCUGAGAUUUGAGCCUGCAGCAGUCCCUUUUUCCCUCCUAGGGCUCAAAGGUGGGCUGCCCACUGCAUGCCCUCAACCCUGCUUGGCAGGACUUGAGACUGAAGACCCAGCAGAAAUUGCAUUAAUGACCCUCAGCACCUUCCCAGGAAGCUAGAGUGGGUGAAAGUGCUCAAACUCUAGGAAUAGACCAAGCAGGACCAUCAUUGAACUCCUCCCUCAAGAGGCUGGAGCUUGAAGGUAGUGAGAGGACGCCAGUUUGGGAAGCUCUGGGAA